GAGGCACCGCCAGAACAGGGACCACGUGCCGGGAGAGUGGAAGCUGUGUGUAUCGACUGCGAUGGCGAACGCCUCAUCUCCGGGUCCACCUCCGCUCGCAUAAUCCUCCUUCCCCGCCUCCAUCCCCAGGGAAAGUGGGUACGUACAUCAGAGACGUCGCAUAUCGCCGAUCUAUACACCUCUGACGGCAUCAAUCGUACCAGCGUCAGAAGCUACUUCGCCAGUCGUCUCGAUAUCCCAGUCCGCACUUGGCAGGUAGCUCCGGAUCGUGCAUGGACGGCUGCCGCAUCCCGCAAUCCCUUGGUCUCCUUCCUCCACUUCAAUACACGACCCCUUAUCAACGGCAUCGUUACCAACGAUGAUGACAUCGCCAUGAAAGCAGAGCUUUAUCGGACGUGCCCUGGCUCUGUCUUUCUCGCUCGUGGUGAUGGGAAGCCGCUGCUUCCGGAACAUGUCGAGGCCAUCGCCGCCUUCGCCCGCUUCGUGAUCCUGCCGCGCGCACAACCCCUUGGCGGAUACGACCAAGCCGACUGGAGCAGACCGGAGGAUAUCGUCGGGUCGUUGGAGAUCGUAGCGAGGUUGGCUGAGAUGUACCGUGUCUCGGGACAAGAGGAUUUGAACCAAGCCAGCGUCCGGGCACGCAUCGAGCCGAGAGUCUUCAAGAAGUUCUGGGAGCUCUACAAGCAGCAGAAAGGAUGGGAGGGCGUGGUAUCUCCCUAUGAUGUCUAAUCUUCAAGUUCUAGUGGCCUUGGUGUGGAUAGGCGGCAUUCAUGGAUAUGAAAUAAAAUUGGUUGAAGUCAUAAUUUCCCAGGCUUCAGUUUUGCCCGUCUGAUGGCACCGUAAGGAGUGUCCCAGCCUGCAGAUUGCUGGCUAGUCAAAAAAUAGUCUGAUAUGUAACACAUCGGCCUUUACAUCGUAUCUAGAGUCUGAGAAAUCCAUAAGUAAUAAAUAGGC
This is a messenger RNA of Mytilinidion resinicola, 954 nucleotides long. RefSeq lists its product as uncharacterized. Bases 373 to 729 code for a protein of 118 amino acids. The transcript has a single exon. The record is from RefSeq and is a predicted model, not a curated record. Lineage: Eukaryota; Fungi; Ascomycota; Dothideomycetes; Mytilinidiales; Mytilinidiaceae.